AUGAGUGUGUGUGCCUGCGGCGCGUCAUACCUGUGGAGGUGGCUGCUGAAGGCUCUGUUGGUCUUGGCUGCUGUGCUGCCGACGAGCGGUGACUGCCCCAAAUCAUGCGCCUGUUAUGUCCCCACCGAAGUGCACUGCACCUUCAGAUACCUGACCGCCAUACCUGACCACAUCCAGCCAGCUGUGGAAAGAAUUAACCUCGGGUACAACAGUAUAACUGUCUUGAGAGAAAAUGAUCUUUCAGGACUUGAGAACUUAGAGCUGUUGAUGCUGCACAGCAACACUAUACACAGUAUUGAAGACAGAGCCUUCCAAGACCUCAAGUCCUUACAGGUCCUGAAGAUGUCCUAUAAUAAAGUUAAAAAAAUCAAUAAAGAGACAUUUAAAGGCCUGGACAGUCUGCUGAGACUCCAUGUGGACCACAACUACAUUGAGUUCAUCAGCCCAGAGGCUUUCUAUGGUCUAACCAACCUACAGUUGGUCCAUCUGGAGGGAAACCACCUCCAGCAGCUCCACCCAGACACAUUCAUCACCUUGAGACACAGCCAAGUGUUCAAGGUGUCGUCAGUUAGAAACAUCCACCUGUCGGACAACCUCCUCACCACUCUGCCUGCAGAUAUCUUUUUAGGCUGCAGCCAGUUAGAAAAUGUCUUCCUCCAUGGCAACCCCUGGGCAUGUGAUUGCCGAAUGAAGUGGUUCCCCAUGUGGGCACAGAGAAAUACAGGUGUGCUGAAAUGCAAGCGAGACAGGAGAUAUCCAAGAGGACAGCUGUGUCCUGUUUGUGAAAAUCCUGCCCCUUACCACAACAGGCCUCUAUCCCUUCUACCCAGUGAUGCCUUCACUUGUACCAAACCCUGGAUCCAACCCCAUCUAAAGCAGAAAAACAUCAGCCUGGAUGAGGGGGACUUUACUCCAGUUUCCCCCAAGGAUUUCAUUGCCCCAUUAGGCACCAUACAAAUGAACCUGACCGACCACUUUCACAGUGAGGGCAGUCUGUCCUGCACAGUCCAGAGGCCCUCAGCUUUUGAAAGCCUGACACAAACCUUGGAGGAGGAGGAGGGAAACAAUGUCACUGUGAUUACCUCUGGAAUAACUACAUAUUUGGUAUGUAACGUUGACUAUGAACACAUCCAGCAGCUGUGGCAGAUCCUGGCCACCUACAGUGACUCUCCCAUGAGGCUAGAGAGAGGGUUAAUGCUGGCCAGAAGCCCAGAAAUGGUUUACAGGUACAGUCAGAUCAAAACGAAAGAGGGAGAGGAAGGAAUUUACUCAAGCAUUGAGGCCGAGAUUAAAGCCUCCCCUGCAUGGUUGAUGCAGGGAGAGGUGAGCUUCCAGCUCGACCGCACUACUACCACUUUCUCUACUCUGCACAUUAAGUACCAGUCUGUGGUCAACCUACGUGUGGAAAAAACAUCGCCCAAGAGGGAUCGCUAUUCCUGGACCAUGAUCAAGAAAGAUAAUCAAACCAAGACUGAGCACACUGUACUUACAGGUGGUGUGACACAAUUGAACUGUCAAAUCCAGGGCGAGCCGAAGCCUUUGUUGGAGUGGAUUUUACCCGAUGGAAGUAAGGUCAGAGCCCCUUACUCCAGUGAGGACAGGAGGAUCAUAAUCACUGCUGAAGGGAAGCUCACUCUACGGGGUGCAGAUGCCUCAGACACAGGCCUGUACCGGUGCAUUGCCACAAACUACCUGGAUGCAGAUAUCCUCCUGUUUCGAGUGACAGUUCUGUCCCCUGACGUGGAAGAAACUGAGGUCAACGGUGUCCAACUUUCAAGGCCACUGGGUGAAAAUCUGGUAUUUGACUGUAGCUCCUCAGGGAUUCCUGAGGCCUCAGUACAGUGGAUCCUCCCUGAUCACUCAGUACUGGAUAAGUCCCAUGGGAACAGAAAGGUAUAUAAGAAUGGGACUCUGCUGAUUCAGGGGCUCACAGAGAGGGGCAGAGGGUUUUAUAGGUGUUUGGUUGCUAAUCACCUGGGAGUUGACCUGCUCGUGUCUCAGGUGACGGUAACUGGAGAAACAUAUGAAAAGGUGACAGAUUUGGACAGGGAGGGGUCAGGGAUGGAAAUGGCGAUCAAGACAGACCCUAGCGUGACAGAAAACACAGUCACCCUCAAUGAGAUCCCUUCUUCCAGUCCCUCUGAAGGAACUAGUCAAGAAUCCAGGACCAUCACCUCAGAUCGACCUUACCCCAGACUCAGGUCACAGGGCAGAGGAGGCUCAGGAGGUAGACUGGGACAGAGGAGGAGGGGGCCAGUCAGCAACAGACGCAUCUGGAGUAGUAGGGUUUUUGAUAAAACUUCCAGGAAAGUAGAUCCACAGAAAUUUGCUGAAUUGAUGAAGAAGGCUCAAGAUGGAUCAAGAAUAAGGAGUGACACAGAGAAAGAGAGGGCAAAAUAUGAAGACUCACACCCUGGUCUUUCUGGUGAUGGUGAUAUUGGUUCCGGUGAGGGUCAUAAUGAAGACCUCCUCAUUGUAGUGCCAAGGGUAGUCAAAACAACUAUAGAUAAUCCAGAAGAAAAUGGAAUAUUUAGGCAAGACAGUGAGACGGAAACAACAACACCGACACAGAUAAGUCAGGGUCGUAUUUUAGCAACAACAGGGGCUCAUCAAACUGCUGUUAUGGAAACCACAGUUAGCAAUCACAUUGAUUUUAGUAGAAUAACAGAAAAUACAAACACAACAACAACAGAGUCAUAUAUGCAGUCAGACUCUACACCGAUCAAGUCCACAUUCACAGACAAUCCACGUUUUGUUGAGAAGACAGAGUUUUAUGGCCUUGAAAGAGCCAGCGAGCCCCCCUCAGACAUGCGCCCAGUUACUGUCCAACUUAGUGUGACAGACAAUACACAUGAAACUCAGCUCCAGUUCUCAGGACAAGAACCUGCAGAGCCAGAGACAUCCACAGGAGCAGCACUUUCAUUUACCACAGACCCUAACAUUACUCCAAUGAGGGAUGGACCAGGCCCAGUGGAGCUAUUCAUCCACACAGACCCAGAGAGCCGGACCACAUUCACAGCCGUCACCACCACAGAGAGACAGCAAGAUGAGAUCACCUUCCACACCACCCAAACAAUCAAAUCCCCACGCCUGCCUGCAGGAUCCACCAUCAUCUCCCGGCAGCAGAUCCAUAUCAUCCCACACAAGAAUGGCAGAGGAGGGGGCCGCAGGAGGACCUUCCAAGGCCGCAGGAGGAUCAUAAAACCCAACAGGAUCACUGACAUACAGUCCUUCAUCAAUAAACUUAAACAGCCCUCAUUGAAGAAAGAAGGGAAUGCCUCGGUGCCAUAUCAAAUUGAACUGACUACAGACUGUGAUUGUGAUGAAGACAAAAAGAGGACAGCAGCCACGGAUGUGCAGAUGGUAGCACCAUCAGCUUCCUCCAAUUCAUAUUUACAUAGAACAGAGAGACCCGCCACUACACAAAAAACAGUAGCUUCUGCCACAAACUAUUACGGGACUGUAAAUGCCCCUUCAACCCAUAAAGAGUCUAAGCCAGAUGAUUCCAGUGGUUAUGUAACCUCUGCUGAUGCCCCAGAGUUUGACCCUACAAUGAAUCCAUUUUUGACCACAAAUAAAGAACCAUCUGUUUCAUUCUCAACCACGACCACUACUACAACUGCCUCUAAGGUUAUUCGUGGAAGAAUUCCAUGGGACAGGCUGUUUGGAGGCAGAGAGAGAGAAAAGAUACUUGCCAGGCUAAGGAGGCCAUUAAUCAUUCCAAAAACGUCAACUACAGCUCAAACCACAACAGUAACUUUGACCACAACCCCUGCCGCUAUGCCCAGCACUACUGCAAACUCACUGGCUGAGCCCGAGACUCUGUCCCCAUCCAGACACACAUUAGAUGAUGACUAUGGAGAUUUAUCCUCUGCAGAUUUUGAGUUUACAACACUGGCACCCAGCUUGCAACAUAUAACUACUACCAGUUCUUCCUAUUACUCCAGGUACUCCACCACUCCUGAAACACCACCAGAAUCACAGACUCUACCCUCUCCACCUACUGCCAAACCCCCUUCAAUUAAAAAUCCUGAUGAAGCCUUAUCUUCAGGGUCUGGUGGACUCCCUGAUAAUUGGUUUGUAAUUAGACAGAGACCAGGUGGGACAAGAGUGCGGCAAGGUCGGAGAAGGAGGCCCUUCGGAGGCAGGAGACCCUUCAAAAACCCUAGAAUCCCUAAAGUACAUACUACUACAACAACUGAGGUUUCAACUUCAGAGGCAUCAACUAUGGAAUCUACAAUAGAGACAACCCGACUACCUCAACAGACUGUUUCACUUAACAAGCCCCUGUACACACCAUCUUGGAGAGAGGACAGAACCACAGUAGCUGUUUCCACUGACCAAAUGUCAAAGGAGGAGACUGACUUGUAUGAGGAAUUUGCCUGGAGCACAUCUAGCAGUUUACCAGCCUAUACUACAACCAAGACACCUUUAAUCACCUCAAAAUAUAACCCUACCACCACAGUGAUGCCAGCUACCACAAGAGGGUCUUACACAACAGUUCACACUAGAGUCCACAGCAAUAUCAGACCACCAACACAUAGGAACAAUGGUCACAUCACUCGCAGGCCACCAAUGAGUACAGUGAGACCUACUGUGCAAAGCAGUUCUGCCAGAGGCAGUACAGAUAAAGGCCUUAACUUUGACACAGUGAUCAUCCUUACACCUGAGAAAGGACACAUCAACACCCCUGAGCCUUACAACAACAUAGGCACACACAAGGCCAUCUCUAGUGUGUAUUAUCAUGUCUCUGGCAAUGAAGCUACAAGUGCCAAUAUUGCUGGCCUAGAACCCACAACGCAGGUCAUGACAAGCAGACCUAAGAUAGUUGGAGGCAAUGCGGCCAGCUUUACGGUUUUGUCCAACUCAGAUGCUUUCUUGCCAUGUGAGGCUGUCGGAAACCCCCAGCCAGAUAUAACCUGGAAACGCUUUUCCUCAAGCACAGGAAGCACCAUUACCAUUAAGGGGAGGAUGGGAAAGUUUGAAGUGUUGAGCAAUGGCACACUGUUCAUCCAGAAUGCCAACAUUAAGGAUCGUGGCCAGUACCUCUGUCUAGCUGAGAAUGAUCAUGGAUCAGAUAAACUUCUUGUCACCCUCUCUGUCGUGGCCUAUCCCUCACGCAUACUGGAGCCAAAAAUGCGUGAGAUAAAAUCUCAUGCAGGAAACACUGUGGAGAUGAAAUGUAAAGCAGAGGGAAGACCCUUGCCCAUGAUAUCCUGGAUCCUGGCCAACCGGACCCAAGUCAGAGGUCAAAACACAGAGAAGGGAAGGGUAUCAGUAUCUGCCGAGGGGACUCUGGUCAUUGAGCAUGUGUCUGUUUAUGACAGAGGUCAUUACAAAUGCAUUGCCAGUAAUCCAGCUGGAGCUGAUACUGCUACAGUCCGACUGCAGGUGGUAGCAGCUCCACCGGGCAUCAUGGAGGAGAAACGGCAGCAGCUCAAAGCAGGUGUAAACCAGAACCUGUGGCUACCCUGUACUGGCCAAGGCAGCCCUCAGCCUGCUAUUCACUGGGUCCUUCAUGAUGGGACAAUGGUACCAUCCAACAGGCCUGCCAGAGACCCAAGGAUAUCAGUGUAUGAGAAUGGGACACUCCACAUUCAGGACGUGACUCCAGCAGACAGCGGGAAAUAUGAAUGUAUUGCUACCAGCUCUACUGGCUCAGAGCGAAGGGUGGUGACUCUGAUUGUUGAGAGGCGGGAAUCUGCACCUCAAAUAGUGGACACAUCCCAGCGUGUCACAGAGUUGUCCUUUGGGGAUCAGUUGAAACUAAACUGUUCAGCGACAGGAGACCCAGAACCAAGGAUCAUGUGGAGGCUGCCUUCUAAAGCUGUGGUGGACCGUUGGCAUAGGAUGGGCAGCAGAAUCCAGGUCCUGGAUAAUGGUACUCUUAUCAUUAACAUUGUGAGUGAUAAAGAUACUGGAGACUAUCUGUGUGUGGCACGAAGCAAGAUUGGCGAUGAUCUCCAACUCAUGAGGGUCAGUGUGUCAAUGAAGCCAGCCAAGAUAGAGCCUAAACUCUAUGGCAAGAAGCAGGUACCAUUUGGUAAUGACUUCAAGGUCGACUGUAAAGCCUCAGGAGCACCAAAGCCAGAGAUCUCCUGGGGUCUACCGGAUGGUACAGUGGUCAACAGCGCUCUGCAGUCUGACGGCAGCAGUGGAGGAGGACGAGCACGGCGCUACACUCUGUUUGACAAUGGAACUCUUUACCUAAACCAGGUUGGUAUGUCAGAGGAAGGGGACUACACAUGUUACGCUGAGAACCAGGUGGGCAAGGAUGAGAUGCAUGUGCACAUCACUGUGGUGACCGCUGCCCCCAGGAUACGUCCACCCAGUCAGACCUAUGCAAGGGUGAAGCCUGGAGGGAACAUCCGCUUUGACUGCGAAGCACUUGGGGAACCCAAACCCAAAAUCUUGUGGAUGCUGCCCACCAACGAUGUAAUUGCAGCAUCGAAUGAACGCUACCUAAUGCAUGUCAAUGGUUCUCUGGAUAUCAGGGAUGUGAAGCUUGUCGAUGCUGGGGAGUAUGUGUGUAUGGCUCGCAACCUCGCUGGAGAGAAUAGAAAAGUCUACAUGCUUGAUAUAGACGGGAAUCCACCAGUGAUCAAUGGCUACCGCCAGAACAGGACUGUAAUCAAAGAUGCAGCUGCUAAACACUCAAGGAAAUUAAUAGACUGUAAGGCUGAGGGUGAUCCCACUCCUAGUAUCACUUGGAUUAUGCCUGAUAACAUCUUCCUGACAGCACCAUACUUUGGCAGCAGGAUUAAUGUCCACCAUAAUGGGACAUUAGAGAUCCGUAAUGUGCGACCAACUGACACAGCACAGUUCAUAUGCAUGGCGAGAAAUGAUGGAGGAGAGGCAGUAAUGGUGGUGCAGCUGGAAGUGACCAGUAUGCUCCGAAGACCGAUUUUCAAGAACCCCUACAACGAACGUAUUGUGUCUCGAGUCGGGAAAACCACAGUUCUGAACUGCUCUGCUGAUGGACACCCAAUUCCAGAGAUCAUCUGGACUUUACCUAAUGGAACACGGUUUACUGGUGGACCCGACCAUGGCUCUCGCCACCACCUAGGCAAUGAUGGGACUUUGAUCAUCUACAACCCUCACAAAGAGGAUUCUGGAAAGUACCGCUGUGGUGCCAAGAAUUUCUUGGGCUACAUAGAGAAGCUAAUAAUUUUGGACAUUGGGCAGAAGCCCUACAUCCUCACAAGGCCUAGGGGCAUCAUUCGCAGUGUGUCUGGAGAACCUCUCUUCCUUCACUGUCUAUCUGAUGGGAGUCCCAGACCCAGGAUCUACUGGACCAUUCCUGGUGGCCACACUUUUACUCGGCCUCAAGUCCUUGGUCGCUACCAGUUGUUUGAGAAUGGUACUUUGGUUGUUCAAGAGAGCACUCUCCAUGAUCGAGGGAACUACAUCUGCAGAGCUCGGAACGAUGCUGGGGAGGCUGUGCUCACUAUCCCUGUUGUUAUCGUUGCUUAUCCUCCACGGAUCACAACAGGGCCGCCUCCCAGUGUAAAGGCAGUGACCGGGACACCUAUCCAGCUCAACUGUGCUGCCAUUGGAGUCCCCAAGCCAGAAAUAAUAUGGGAGCUGCCCGAUCAUUCAGUUCUGUCAACAGCAGAGCAGGGCCGGCCUACGGGUAGUGAGAUGCUCCACCCACAGGGCACACUUAUCAUCCAGAGGCCCACAGUCUCAGACUCAGGCACAUACAAGUGCCUGGCCAAGAACCACCUAGGUACAGACUCAAAGGUCACAUAUGUACAUGUUCUGUGAGAAAAAAGACAUGAUUGAGGGAGGACAGUGGUACAUCUGAAUGUAAACUUUAACAGACACAGUCACUUGCAUCAUUUACAGUACAUGCUUCCUCACAUGGAUUUCUGAGGAUCACAGCGUGUGGAAUAUUAUUUGAAGAACUGACAGAUGUGGAUUAGAAAAAUAAACAGAGCGCAAGAAGAGAAAGGAAACAGACAUUUUACAGUUUUUUUUUAAACUGGAAAACCCAACCUGGGGCUAGAAAGUUGUUAUUGUAACUUUGGAACUGGGGGCCUGGAAAUUUGUAGGUGGUUCUCAUUUGGGGUGGUUCUCAUGGGAGCAAAAGGGCCAGUGCAUAGAGUCUAACCUAAUGUGAUUUCUUUGACCAGACAUUGCUGGCCGCACACAGGGAUACCAUUACAGCGUAUACAGAAGGGGAGAAAAUUUGUGUAGCGGACUGAAAGAAAGAAAAAAAGAUUCCCAAGAGGAUUGUAAUACCCUUUAGUCAGUGGCCAGAGAUUGUUGCUGUCACAACAUGCUUUGUGCUUUAACAGCAAAAGUAUAGCAAUUCAGCUUUCAAUGGCAAUUCAUUGAAUUUCACAGUGGAAGAAAAUAGGUUUAUUCCAAAAAUAUACUUGGCUUGUUUUACACUGGAUACAUAUCUGCAUGGACAGUACAGAGCUUUCAUACCAGAAUGAGAUUUUUUUAUUAUACAUUUUAUAUUUUGAUGACAGUUUAAAGCGGAUUGUUUUAU
Molecule: messenger RNA, 8500 nt
Organism: Seriola dumerili (greater amberjack)
Lineage: Eukaryota; Metazoa; Chordata; Actinopteri; Carangiformes; Carangidae
Gene: igsf10
Product: immunoglobulin superfamily member 10
Exons: 9
Coding region: 1-7767 (2588 amino acids)
Molecular function (GO): protein binding
Source: RefSeq, a predicted model, not a curated record